Microdochium trichocladiopsis is the source of this 1243-nucleotide messenger RNA. RefSeq lists its product as uncharacterized. The record is from RefSeq and is a predicted model, not a curated record. The transcript is spliced from 3 exons. Lineage: Eukaryota; Fungi; Ascomycota; Sordariomycetes; Xylariales; Microdochiaceae. The coding region runs from base 127 to 963 and encodes 278 amino acids.
GAGAGAACGAGAGCUGUGCGGCGCACUAUCCAUAGCCAUAACCUAAAAUCUGCCAAUACCGCCAUUUCCAACGUUCCGCGCACUACACGCAAGUCUCGGCCCCAACCGCCCACCACCCUCGGCACAAUGAAGGGCUGUCCCAAAUAUCACACCAGAUGGCAAAAGGAGAAGCACCGAAAGAAUGUGCAAAGCGCAAAAGCGAAAGCCGAAAAACUCGGCAGGGCCUGCAACACGUUUGUGCUAUAUGUCACAUUCAACCCAGUAAGCCGGCAAAUGGAAGGGGUCUGUCAUCUGCCACCAGGAAUGCAAUUCCCGGACAUCAAUAAAUUUGUUCGCGAGCAGCUGUUGCCUGGGAACACUGGCGAAAGUCAGGAUCCGGACUUUACGCAUGUGCAGAUGGAGCAGGAAGACCACCGUGACCUCGGCAGUUCUCAGCAACCCGAAGCCACAAGAUCUUCAUGCAGCUCGCCAUCACUUGACUUGAGGGAGCUUUUUGACUCAGACCCUGAUGGAGAUUUUGGAGCAAUAUUAGCCGCAAAUGGGUCUCCCCCUCCCACGAGUUCUGAUCUCGAUCUCGUAUUUAGCUCCAUGGCACCACAGCCCAACCCAGGUACAGCGCUUUCGCAUCAUACGGACGAUCCCCUCGAUCAAACAUCUUUGCCAACUAUGGAAGCAGAGAACAGUUUGGGCAGUGCAGACCAUUCAGAUUCAGGCGUCAAUGACAUAUCCGUAAAUGUCAUGCCGGAGUACUCGCCAGCUGCAAUACCAUCUGACGAUACUCUACCUCAAACAUCAUCAACUACGAACGAGCAAAGAAGAUCAGAUCGACGACGUGACGGCAUGGCAGGAAAAGGCGCGGGCCGGACUCAGACAGAUGCAAGAAAAAGGAAAAAGCAAUUGCAGAGGCUUCAUCUAAUGGUGUGCUUGAAUCAAAGGAGGUUACCUCUGAUGAACUCAUUUUAGUCGUAUCAAAGAGAGAUCGCACUGGUAUUGAAAAGGGUCAACAUGAGGGGAGCGCUGCUUUCAGCCCUCGUCGGUGAAUGCUCUGAAAAGCUGGCGUCUAUCAGAAUUUGCUCUGCGCCACUCUUGUUCUAACCCCUGUCAUCGCCACCGGCAACUACCCAAUCGCAUAGCUAGGCAGGUCCCGACAGUUCGCUGGAUCCUGCUUGGCCCGGGCGCGUCAUACAUGUGUCAAGGCACCAACCCCCUGGACCUAGCUACCUGCAGUAGCCUUCAAAAAGUC